This is a messenger RNA of Ziziphus jujuba (common jujube), 2380 nucleotides long. RefSeq lists its product as uncharacterized. NCBI's taxonomy places the organism in Eukaryota, Viridiplantae, Streptophyta, Magnoliopsida, Rosales, Rhamnaceae. The record is from RefSeq and is a predicted model, not a curated record. The coding region runs from base 444 to 1949 and encodes 501 amino acids. The transcript has 2 exons.
GAAAAAAAAAAAGAGAGGGAUAUAGAGAGAGAGAGAGAGAGAGAGAGAGAGAGAGAGAGAGGAGAGUCUUGAUUAAGGAAGAGCUUAUAUGAGGCUUUACAUUUUUUGGUUUCAGAGUGUUUUUCUCACCAACAAACAAUCUCUUUUUUUUUCUUUUUUCUUUUUUCUUUUUUUUCUUUUUCUCUUUUUUUUUCCUCUGAAUAUGCUUUGCUAUUAGCUAAAGGCUAAAAAAGAAAAAAACAAACCCAACAUUCAUUUAUCAAAGAUUUAAUUCCAAUAUAUACCUGCCAUGGAGUUUGAAUCUCGCCGGAAAACCAAUCAUUUUCCGGCGAUGUGACCGGAAAUAGCAGUUGUCGUUUUCUGAAAGAGGCUGCCAAGAUUAGUCUUUUUUAUUUGGAUAAAAAAAAAAAAAAAAAUCGAAUCUUGAAAUCGGAAAUCAAAGGAUGAGAAGCGUUAACAACAGCGUGGAGACCAUCAACGCUGCUGCUUCUGCUAUAGUCUCAGCCGAGACUCGAGCCCAACCCACCGCCGUUCCUAAAAGAAGAUGGGGUAGCUGCUGGAGUCUCUACUGGUGUUUUGGAUCGCAUAAAAACACCAAGCGAAUUAGCCAUGCUGUCCUUGUUCCUGAACAAGUGGUGCCAGGAGCUGCAGUCCCUGCAGCUGAAAACCAAAUCCCAUCAACAGCCGUUGUGCUUCCGUUCAUUGCCCCUCCUUCUUCUCCUGCAUCCUUCCUCCAAUCAGAUCCUCCAUCAGCUACACAAUCUCCAGCUGGACUGCUGUCAUUGACUUCUCUUUCUGUCAAUGCCUACUCUCCGGGUGGACCUGCAUCCAUAUUUGCCAUAGGUCCUUAUGCAUAUGAGACUCAGUUAGUAUCUCCGCCUGUAUUUUCUACUUUCACCACUGAACCAUCCACUGCUCCUUUCACUCCCCCACCAGAAUCUGUGCAACUGACCACACCUUCAUCGCCAGAAGUUCCAUUUGCUCAACUUCUGACGUCAUCACUGGAUCGAACUCGUAGAAACAAUGGAACCAAUCAGAAGUUUGCAUUAUCCCAUUGUGAAUUUCAGCCUUACCAACCAUAUCCAGGAAGCCCAGGUGGUCAGCUCAUAUCACCAGGAUCAGUUAUCUCAAACUCUGGUACAUCUUCUCCUUUCCCUGAUAGACACCCUAUUCUUGAGUUCCGCAUGGGGGAAGCCCCCAGGCUCCUUGGUUUUGAACAUUUUACCACUCGUAAGUGGGGUUCAAGGCUGGGUUCUGGUUCAAUAACACCAGAUGGUCUAGGGCUGGGUUCAAGGCUGGGUUCUGGGUGUUUGACACCAGAUGGUAAUGGACUAGGAUCGAGGAUUGGUUCUGGAUCUUUGACACCAAAUGGUGCAGGGCUGGCUUCUAGGUUAGGUUCUGGAUGUUUGACACCUGAUGGUGUGGGGCCUGCCUCAGGAGACAGCUUCCCUAUGGAGAACCAAAUAUCUGAGGUGGCAUCCCUUGCCAACUCAGAAAGUGGAUGCCAACUUGAUGGAAAUGUAAUUAAUCAUAGAGUGUCAUUUGAGUUAACUGGUGAAGAUGUUGCUCGCUGUCUUGCAAAUAAAUCCAUGGCAUCGGUUAGAACUGCAUCAGACCCACUGAAGGAUACGCCAUCAGAAUGUGGAGUGAAAAAGGACAGGAUGAUAUCAACAGGUACUGAUCAUUUCAGCGAGUCGUGUGUUGAAGAAACUUCCGUUGAAUUGCCAGAAAAUGAUCAUGGAGAAUGGGAGGAUCAGUGCUACCGAAAGCAUCGAUCCAUCACUCUUGGGUCAAUAAAGGAAUUCAAUUUUGACAGCACAAAGUCAGAAUUUUCAGAUAAGCCUACCAAUGGCUCAGAGUGGUGGGCUAAUGAAAAAGUAGCUGGAAAGGAAUCUAAGCCUGGCAACGGUUGGACUUUCUUUCCCAUUUUGCAGCCAGGAGUCAGCUAACGUAGAAAAUAUUUCAUCAUAGCUUCCCCUCUGUGAAAGGACUUUGAAAUCAAUUGGAUUUGCAACUGUAAAGCAGCUAACCCAUCUGUUGUAAAUCUGGAGUUAUACAAUUUUGAAGAUACGGCUACAGCUUGGCAAAACUUGGGAUCAAAUUGUUGUUGGAUGAAUGGAUGGAUUGCAGAGAUGAAAGAACUGCUUAUGAAUGUGUUAGGAGCAGAAACAAGAUGCAGAGAGGAGAUAAUUUUCUAGGAAUUAGUGUGAGUACUGAUAGAGCAUUCUUUGUAAUAUUUCUUGAUGUUAUACAAAGGGAUAGCAUUCGCUUAUAGGGGGUUUUGUUGUGGACUACUUUUUCUUGUAAUGUGUAACAAUAAAAAAAUGAAGAAGCUCAUAUUUCCACAUUUUUUAAGAGACCUCUAAAUCAUUUGGUGAUC